GCGGCGGAGGGGGCUCCGGGCGGAGAGAAAGCGGGCGGGCGGCCGGGGCUCCCCGCUCCGCAGGGCGACCGGCGGGGCAGGAUGAACCAGGAGGAGAUCCUGAGGAAAUUCAUUAAGCGCGUCCAGGCCAUGAAGGACACGGACCACAAUGGGGAGGACAACUUCGCCAGCGACUUCAUGAGGUUAAGAAGAUUAUCAACAAAAUACAGAACAGAGAAGAUCUACCCAACAGCCACUGGAGAAAAAGAAGAAAAUGUUAAAAAGAAUAGAUACAAGGAUAUAUUGCCAUUUGAUCAUAGCCGUGUUAAACUGACCUUAAAAACUCCCCCACAAGAUUCAGAUUACAUCAACGCAAACUUUAUUAAGGGAGUACAUGGGCCAAAAGCAUAUGUUGCUACCCAGGGACCCUUAGCCAAUACAGUCAUAGACUUCUGGAGGAUGAUUUGGGAGUACAACGUUGCUAUAAUUGUGAUGGCCUGUCGAGAGUUUGAAAUGGGAAGGAAAAAAUGUGAGCGUUACUGGCCUCUGUAUGGAGAAGCAGCUGUAACUUUUGGACCAUUUCGUGUUUCUUGUGAAGCUGAGCAAGCGAGAACAGAUUACUUCAUUAGAACAUUAUUACUUGAAUUUCAAAAUGAGACUCGUAGUGUCUAUCAGUUUCAUUAUGUCAACUGGCCCGACCAUGAUGUCCCUUCGUCUUUUGAUUCUAUUCUGGACAUGAUCAGCUUGAUGAGAGAAUACCAGGAACAUGAAGAUGUACCCAUUUGCAUACACUGCAGUGCAGGGUGUGGAAGAACGGGAGCCAUCUGUGCCAUAGAUUAUACAUGGAAUUUGCUUAAAGCUGGGAAAAUACCUGAAGAAUUCAAUGUAUUUAAUUUAAUACAGGAAAUGAGGACACAAAGGCAUUCUGCAGUGCAGACAAAGGAGCAGUAUGAACUUGUCCAUCGAGCCAUAGCACAACUCUUUGAAAAGCAACUGCAAAAAUACGAAAGCUGUGCAGACUGGAAGAUUGCAGAUGGAGUGGAUGAAAACAAUACAGAGAAUGCUGUCAGUUCUUCAGAUGCUGAGAAACAGGAUUCUCCUCCACCAAAGCCUCCACGGACCCGCAGUUGCCUUGUUGAAGGAGAUGCUAAAGAAGAAAUCUUGCAGCCUCCAGAGCCUCUGCCAGUACCACCAAUCUUAACACCUUCUCCCCCCUCAGCUUAUCCAACAGUCACUACGGUGUGGCAGGACAAUGACAGAUACCAUCCAAAGCCAGUUUUGCACAUGGUUUCAUCAGAGCAUUCAACAGACCUCAACGAGAAUUAUAAUAAGUCAACAGAACAUUCAGGGAAGAACGAACCCAGUGAACGCGCAGAGAAAAGGCUGGAGCGCAACUUAAGUUUUGAGAUCAAGAAGGUACCUCUUCAGGAGGGACCACGAAGCUUUGAUGGGAACUCCCUGUUGAACAGGGGACAUGCAGUUAAAAUUAAGCCUGUGUCAUCCUCUGUAAUUGAUAAGAGCUUUAAACCACAGGAACAGAUUUCAGGGGAUUCAUUUGUAGAUGCUUCUCAAAACUCGCGUGUGGAAUACAAUGUGCCACCAUCUAACACAGCCUUAAUACCUUCACCAGAAGGUCUGCAGGUGUCUGAUACUCCACCAAGACCAGACCGUUUGCCUCUGACAGAAAAGGGACAUGCCACGUGGUCACUACAUGGGCCUGAAAGUGCACUGUGUACGUCGGCGUCUGGAGACGCAUCUUCAGACACCUUGUGUCACGGUGUUAAAACUCUCUCUCUAGCAUCAAACACCACAGUUGAACAUCCUCCUGGUGAUAAUGUUGAUCAUACUCCUAUUUCUGUCCGAGCACCCCUCUGUUUUACUAAUCCUCUCCAUUCAGAUGAUUCUGACACGGAGGCGAACUUUGAUGGAGCCGUGAGCAAAAGCGCAUCUAACGUGUCAACCGCAAGUGCCACAGUCUCUGCUGCCACUAGUACUGAAAACAUUUCUGCCAGGAAAGUAUUGCCAAUGUCUAUUGCUAGGCAAGACUUAACAGCUGUAACGUUUUCUGAAGAUGGCAAAGGCACACCCUUGCUGAAACCAGUUGUGAUUGCACAGUCGGAGUGGAGCAUAUUGCGUGAUCAGCAUCUCCCUGAGCAAACAGCCUCCAUAGGUUUGAAAACAACUUCACCUAUACUACCUGAUCGUCCUGAAAGAAGCAACAAAACACCAACUGACAUUUUACCUCAGAUUUCUUUUUCUGGUUCCACUGAUACAAGAGGUCAAAUUUCAGAAUUUCCUGCAGAAGUAACAGAUAUUGGUUUUGGUAACCGCUGUGCAAAGCCCAGAGGACCAAGAGAGCCACCCUCAGAAUGGACAUGAUCCAAGAACCAAUGGACAUACUACCAUUAAGUUAUACUGGAAAACUCAAGUGCCACUGAGAACUAGAAAAAUAGUAUUCCACUUUUCUGGGGGGCGACUAACACAGAGCAGUGUAGAUCUAACUAUCCAUGGUACACUCUUUGCAGUACAUCCCAUGCAAAACCUGACACGUGGUUCACAACAGUGGAUUCCAGUAUUACAACUUAACUUCUUGCUGGGGCCAUCUACCUGCCUUACUACACUUAGGAGAAAGUAUUAAUACGAUUUAUUUUGUAACUUCAAGUAUUAUUGCCUUAAUGUCUUUUAACCCUGUUACACGCUGCUUGUAGACAUAUGUUAAUAUAGUAAUACUUUUGACAGAUUGUGUUUAUGGACUACUUUUUGCUAACGUUUGAGUACCAUGUAUGCAUUAUUUUGUAUAUGUACAGGGCAAGUAAGUAUAUAAUUUGAUAAAGUUGCAAUCAUAAAAUAUUAACAGAAGAUGUAAGAAAUCUCUGCAUGAUCUAAAUUUUUGUGUACCUUAUUUGUAAAUUAUUUGCCCUGAAGUUUUAGAAAAUAGUUUCUGGGGUUUUUUACAAAAAUUGCUGGACACACACAGCCAGAAUUGCAGGUUAGCAGAGAUAAAGAUUGUAAUACAUUUUGUAAAUUGUAAGCAAAAGGUUAUUUUUAUAUUAUAUACUGUUUAAUUGUCAGACCUAAUUUGUUCUGGUUUUCAUCUAGUCAUGGAGAUUCAGUAAGUGCCUUGGAACAGUAUUGAAUUCUCUUAGCCUGUAUAUGUUACUUCAGUGUUUUGAGUUCAUCUGGAACUAGAUUAUCAAAAAUAUUUGUACAUUUCUUAGUAUAUUUGACCUGAGAGUAAAAGAGAAACCAUUCUGCAUAAUCAAAACUCCUUAGUUUUCAUUUUAGUGUUUUCAUCAGUUGCAAUCUUUAGAAAACUCAUCCCUAUCACCUUUCUGUAUAGUAGGAUUUUACAGGUUUAAUAUGGCGUGUUUCUAAUUUGGGAAAACCAGAACACACUGGUAAAAGGACUGUUUCAAUACCACUGUCUUCUCUUACAGAUGGGGAAUACCAUUUUUGUUGUUCAACGACUGUGUAUGUAAGAAAGCAACUUAUAUGAAGGUUCACCUGGAGCCCUUGCAGCUACACUGUAUCUUGGCAAUAUAUUACGUCAAGAGUUAAUCCUUAUAAGGAUUCCUUUAUUAAACUUUUUCUGUAAUACAAUCUUUAAAUUAAAGAAAGUAAAAAUCUCACUAUGGGUGUUUUUACUCUUAGGAAAGAAAACUGUGUUCAGAAGUGAAGUGAAACAGAGUGAAGUGUGGCAGUCUGGCUUUGCUUGUAGAUCUCGUAUUUGAACAAAAUGCUGACACUCAGGACCUUAGUUUUAGUAACUGCUUUAAAAGUUCUGGCCAGCAAUAAUGUCAGAGAAGCAGAGAAGGGCGUUUAAAGGAAAAAUGUUCAUUUUAGGUAGUGAAACUAUUAAUCUGGACUUUAGCCAUGGAAACAUUAUGUCUAAUUUACUACUUGUACCUUUAGGGCCUCUCUGCUAAAAGAGAGCAUUAGCUGCCCAGAUAGCAGCCCUGUAGUAACUUCCAAAAGCUACAUAACUUGCAAUUACUGUCUCUAACUGUGGAUUAAUUGCCAUGUGCUUGGUACAUGUGAUAGACUGUUGAGCUGGGGAGCACAUUCAGAGAGCUGUGUGUGCUAUAAAUGCUUUCCAUGGAUGUAGUUUUGCAAUUAUUCAUUUAAAAAUAAAUAUUUCAAUUAUUUAUGCCAUCUGGGAUAACCUACAUAAACUAUAUUCCUGAUUUUUAAACAGUUCAGAAAUCUGGACUAUCCAGCAGUUGGCAGAAUAAAGUUGGCCUGAACUUUGUUUCCCCUCCCUGGUGUUGCGGAUGAUUAGCUUAGACUUUCACUCUUACAGAGCUGUGGUUUUGUAAUGCAAGACGGGCUGUCAUCACCCCUGGACAGUCCAAAUUGUUGUAACUUUUGGGGAAAAAAAAAGUUAAAUAAGAAAAUUUCCAAAUAUGUCUUGGCUGUACUUUUCAAGGAUCAUUUCCAUGUUUCUCUACCAUGCAAAUACAGAGCUGUGCAGGUAGUAGAUUUUCUGCUUUUCACCAUAUGAAUUUCAGUCAGAGCAAAGGCUGACCCAAAUCUGUGCACUAUAUACAGGCCAUCUGGCAAUGUGUAAUUAAAGAACAUGCGGGUUCAUCUUUUUUUCCCUUAGAUUUGCAUGGAUUUGGAUCACAUUCCAGACUGAGUUUGUCACAGAUGUUGCAGCCUUUCUUUGCUUUAGCAGCAAUUGUCCUGUAUGGAUUUCUGUGCCCUUUGACAGAGCUGUUUUACAGCUCGCUGUUGCCUGCUUACAUUCGUGGGAGUUUUGUAUUUUCACCUAUUGUAUUUCAGAUAAGCUGACAAUUUUAAGUGCAAGGUGAAACCUGCCCAAUGUCAUUACUUUCUGUAUCCACUCUUGUGGGUGGUACGGAGAUAACUGCAGGGCUGGGUGAUGUUCACUUGGGAAUUUCACAUCAUAACUUGGAAAUAUUAUCCAAUCUUAACAGCACC
Messenger RNA from Empidonax traillii (willow flycatcher), 4920 nucleotides. It is a transcript of the gene PTPN12, whose product is annotated as protein tyrosine phosphatase, non-receptor type 12. The coding region runs from base 82 to 2358 and encodes 758 amino acids. Gene Ontology annotation, biological process: peptidyl-tyrosine dephosphorylation. NCBI's taxonomy places the organism in Eukaryota, Metazoa, Chordata, Aves, Passeriformes, Tyrannidae. Gene Ontology annotation, molecular function: non-membrane spanning protein tyrosine phosphatase activity. The record is from RefSeq and is a predicted model, not a curated record. The transcript has 17 exons. Gene Ontology annotation, cellular component: cytoplasm; nucleus.